Lathyrus oleraceus (garden pea) is the source of this 1332-nucleotide messenger RNA. Its product is annotated as NDR1/HIN1-like protein 1. The record is from RefSeq and is a predicted model, not a curated record. The transcript has a single exon. Gene Ontology annotation, biological process: defense response to other organism. Lineage: Eukaryota; Viridiplantae; Streptophyta; Magnoliopsida; Fabales; Fabaceae. Gene Ontology annotation, cellular component: plasmodesma; plasma membrane. Bases 444 to 1094 code for a protein of 216 amino acids.
UAGCCUACUCAAUAUAUUAACCUCAACCACCAAAAGUCAUAAGUUUCCAAAAAGCAUACUUCACACAUGUCUAUCAAUCAAACAAAGCAGCCUCCACCAUUGAAAUUCACAUUGCAUACAUCCAAAUUUCCAAACACUACCCAUCACCAUAUAUUUCCUAAUCUUAUCAUACCAUAUCAUACAUCUAACCUCUGAAAAACCCACUCAAACUUACCAAUAAUCUAAUCAACACCAAACACAAACAAACAAACGCAAAAAACGUCAACCACACGAAACCUCCUCAUAAUUCCUUCCCCUCCCUAAAACCAUUCUAUAUUUCCUUCUCUCACCUCACCUCACAACAACACUUCCACUCUCACCUUUCUCCAAAACAUUAUCAUAAUUCUUCUUCUUUAUUCAUAUUUUUCAUCUAUCACACUACUACACUUCACACUCUCAACAUCAUGUCGGUUAAGGAGUGCGAUCACCACAAAGGAAGAAAAAGAAUACUCUUCCAAAGAAUAUUUUGGGGAAUCAUAGUGUUCCUUUUCUUAGUUUUACUUACAAUUCUCCUCAUAUGGGCAAUCCUAAGACCCACAAAACCAACCUUCAUCCUCUCCGACAUAACCGUCUCCGCCUUCAACACAACGCAACCGAAUCUCCUAACGACCAAUUUCCAAAUAACACUAAUGUCAAGAAAUCCCAACGACCACAUCGGCGUCUACUACGACCGUCUCGACACCUACGUCACCUACCGUAGCCAGCAGAUCACUUACAGAACCUCCAUACCACCUUCCUACCAAGGUCACAAAGAAGUCGACGUUUGGUCGCCGGCGGUUUACGGCACCGAAGUUCCCGUUGCUCCGUUUAACUUUCAGACUCUCUCGCAGGAUCAAUCUAACGGUAAUUUCUUUGCUACCGUUAGAGUUGACGGAAGAGUUCGUUGGAAGGUUGGUACGUUUAUUUCUGGUCAUUAUCAUCUCUAUGUUCGGUGUCCUGCUUAUAUCUCAGUUCGUAACGACGGUAACGGCGUUAACAUGGGAGCUAACGGCGUUUAUAUUGGAGCAAACGUCGUUAAGUAUCAGAUGGAUCAACGUUGCUCUGUUAGCCUUUGAAAGUAAACUAUUACUGUCUGAUUUAAUUUCUCUCUUUAUAUUUUCUUGUAUUGUAUUUUAUACGUAUCUGUAUAAUAGUAUAUUCUAUAGUUCUAUAUGUAUAAUUGUGUAUUUGAACUUUUACAAAAAAAAAAUAUGAGAGAUGAGAAGGUAUAGAAGAGUUACAUGUUGUACUUGUAAUAACAUAUGCCAAUAAUAUAAUUGAACCGCAAGGUUAAUAAAUUAAGUUGUUUCUUUA